Molecule: messenger RNA, 3697 nt
Organism: Terrapene triunguis (Three-toed box turtle)
Lineage: Eukaryota; Metazoa; Chordata; Testudines; Emydidae
Gene: HBS1L
Product: HBS1 like translational GTPase
Exons: 5
Coding region: 187-2142 (651 amino acids)
Biological process (GO): translation
Molecular function (GO): GTP binding; GTPase activity
Source: RefSeq, a predicted model, not a curated record
UCGCACUCAGAGCAGCUCCUUCGGCUGGGCAGUCGGCGAGGGGCUGCGCCUGCGCAGACAAAACGAGCGGGAGGAGGCUGUUUGGCGCUUGCGCACAGCGAUUGGGAGAGGCCAGGCGGAGACCAAGAUGGCGGCCUAAGGCUGCGGCCGCCAACGCCACCGAGUGUGAGCGACGUCGCCGCCGCCAUGGCCCGGCACAGGAACGUCCGAGGCUAUAACUACGACGAAGAUUUUGAAGAUGAUGAUCUUUAUGGCCAAUCAGUAGAAGAUGAUUGUUGUAUUUCCCCUUCAACAGCUGCUCAGUUUAUUUACUCAAGACGUGACAAACCCUCAGCAUUUGCUGAGCGAUUAGAAGAAGAGUAUGGCUAUGAAGAUGCAGAAGAACCUGCCAAGAAUAUUACAUCCAAUCACCAGCUAACUGGAGUUGAUCAAGCUCGUCUUUAUUCGUGCCUUGACCAGAUGAGAGAAGUGCUGGGGGAAACUGCACCAGAGCAGGUGAUGGUGGAAGCAGUGUUGAAUAGUAAAUUUGAUGUACAGAAGGCUUUGGAUCUUGUGCUUGCACAAGACAGUAAGCAAAAUGUGAAGACCAAGAAUGAAGAAGCUGUGAUUACAGGAAAGACAACAAAAGGAGAUUUACUUUGUUCAGAAACUUUUACUUAUUCAGAGAACUUGUCUUACUUAAUAGAAAACUCUUCAGCAAACACCAACAUGUCUGAGCUCAGUAGCCUGACAGUCAAAACUAAAUCACCUAGUUACUUUUCAACUUUAAGUGACAAAACACUCUUCAAAGCUAAACAUUCUAAUAUAUCCUCAAUAGAAAAGAAAAUAUCUGAAUCUUCUAAUAAAUCUUCAGGAGUUCUAUAUUCUUCCCUCAGUAAUGAUAUGUAUGAAGAAUCAUGUUAUGAAUCUGUCAAUAAACAUGUAGCAGUACGACUACCAGACAAUACCAGCACAGUAAGUUUGAUUUCCAGCAAUGAAGGCAAAAUUUGCUUGUGUGUAGGUGCUGAAUUAUUGGAAGCUAGUCAAUCUGAAAAUCCUGCCUGGAAGCAGUUGGAGUGCAAGGAAUCACAAGACUUGAAAUCUUUGCUGAUGCAGAAUAUAACUAAUGAUUAUUUGAGCCUCCAAGACAGGGGACUGCUUGGGGCCCAAAAUUCUUCAGAUCAUAAUAGUAAAGGAAGUAUGGAUAGUAGUCUUGGCUUAAUGAGUGCUGUAGGGAAACUGGCACUUGAUAAUGAUAUAAACUGUACUCAGAAUAGAAAGACUGAGCAUUUUGAAAAUUUUCCUUCAUUUCUACAAAGUACCAGGCAAGACAUCUCAUCUUCAGAAAUGGGUAGUUUGCCAUUUUCAAAGUCUGGAGGUCCAUCACUGGCUGACCUACUUCAAGAGCACCAGGAAAGUAAUUCAAGCCACUGUUGUUCUUUGUCUGAUCUUUAUAACCAAUCAUCUAUGAGUUUUAUAGAUUUGAAAUUGGGAUCCUCGCCAUUGUCACAACUAGCUGGUCAACAUCAAGCUGCAACUGGGCUGUCAGAAUUAACUGGAUCUCUGUCUUCUCUGGCAUUGUCUCAGGCUUCUCCAGUAAGAGAACUUGAGAAUUUGUCACUUUCAGAUUUAAUUGCAGAAACCAUUGAAGUAGAUAAGCCUCAAGAAGUAAAAGACUGUUCGAGGUUCAGUAUAGCUGAAAUGUGGCCUUCUGCAGGAGUAAACACAAACAUUGACUUAAGUGUCCUUAUAAAAAAUCCAGAAGUAUCUGCAGAAGCAGUAGUACGCCAGUCAAAUACCAUUGUCCCAGAAACUAAAGUUUUAAGUUCAAAGCAAGGAAAAAAUAUUAUUUUAGUUAAAGGAAAUAAAAAAGGCAAAAAAGGACGUAUUUCUAAGCGCCAGGAUCUCUCUCUCUCAUGGAUGAAGGCUCUCUGUGCCAGACCGUCAGCUUUUGCUUUAACUUUGUGUCUCCGUUAUCCUCCAAAAGGAUAUAAACGGCGCACAAUUGAUAUCCAUAAGACUUUCCUAUACAGUCGGCAAGUACAAGAAGUAAAAAAUAAGGAAAGUGACCCUUUAAUAUCAAUAACACCAUUUGACUUUAAAUCAGCAUCUCCUGAUGACAUUGUAAAAGCUGGACAAAAAAGAGCCUUUACGAGAGAAUAGUGUAAAGUAGGGGAAAGAAAUAGUAUUUGUCCUUCAGAGCCUUUUUAAAUGAUUUUAUAAAUUUUGUAUGGUGUGACUUUAUGACCCAGAAUUCACAUUCUGUAUUUUUUAAUUAUACAUUUGAUAAUUCUCAACAAAUAGUUGAUCAAAAAAUUAUGUGAACUUUUAAACUACUGCACUGAGUGUCUGUAUUUUUAUUUUUUGCAUACUUUUCAUUAAGAUACAAUAUUUUAAUUUUCACAAAGUCUUAAUCUUUAAUACGUAGGAAUUGCACAUAUAUAGAAUACUACUGUACAAAAGUACGUUUCUAAAUAAGAAAAAAUAGACUUAAUUUGAAAAAAAAAAAAAAAAAUCCUAGAUUUACCAUUCUAUUUUACUGUUUGGUUAUAUUGCAGAACAAAACCUAAAAUAGAUAUUGCUCUGGAUUAAUUUGAUUAGAUAUACUUAAAUUUAAAGAUUAAAGUUUCUGGUACGUUACGUAAUUAAACUGUUUUGUGGCAUGGUUUAAUUUCCAACUGUUGCUAAUUUCAUUCUCAAUUUCAUUAUUCUUUUAUAUACUUUGGUCAUAGUGAUGUCACUAAUCUUAGAAAAUUAUCUUAUGUUCUCAAAAGCUCCAGUCAUUUAAAAGAAAUAACCCCAGAAAAAUCAGUCAUUGACCACUAUACCUGAUAAGCCAUUUGCUAGCUUUUUGGUGGGACCAGACUUUUUUAUGACAGCAAAGUACUAUAACUUAAGGUUACAGUUUUUAUAUCUGUUCAAAACAUCCAAGUGUUAAAACUGGGCAUUUAAGGAUAUUGGAAAACAAUUGUGUGCAUAGUAUAUAUUUCAUCAAAAUUUUUCCAGUUGGAAUCCAUCACCUAUUUUAAGUCUGUUUGAAGUGUGUUGGAAGAAAAACGUUCCUUUUUUCCCCUUUGUCAUUAGUCAUGCCUAGUGAAAAGGCAAUGACAAGCUAUAGGUGCUGUUUCUCCUUUUAGGAAAAAGUUGCCUUUAGUAAUGGAAAUGUGUAAUUUUUGCAUUCUCUUUUCUUGCUGGAGCCAGUGCUCGUUAUUUCGAGUCUGAAUAUGUGAGGCCAAAAGUAAGGUCUUGAACUUCAUUUCUUAUCUAAUAGUCAUUGGACUCUGAUACUGUCUAUAGGUAGUCCUACCUUUACACAGGUGUUUGUGUUUGUCAAAUAGUAGUAGUUUUUCACUUGGAUCCAUGGACUACCAGUCAGUAUUUUCAACAGUCAAUCUGCAAUAUAUGCUAUACAAGUACUAUUAUUACUAGAAAAAUAAGCUUGUUUAUAGUUUACCAUAACUUUAUUCAGAUAGAACCAGGAAACUGUUAUGAAAUAAUGGGUUAAAUCUUAAUGGUGGAGCUUUAAUAAGUUGAUUUUAUAAAAAAGAAACCUUAAUAUUUAGAAUUGUUCCUAGCUUUAAGUAGUAAUGUCAGUUUAGUUAUAAAAAUGUAUUUGAAAGCACUGGAAUGCAGGUUUCAUUUACUAUACAUUAAUUUGUUUAGCUGGUAGACAUUUGUAAAUUGUCACUAUUUAGGGAAUUCUUCAAACAUAUGAGGA